UCUGACGGGUGUGCUUCGAAGUUUUGUGUGGCUGAAGGUUUUUUCAAUUUCAUAAGUGUGCUUGGGUGCUUUGCUUGGUUAAUUUGGAAUUAAAAUUUCUGGAUGUGUUUGUGCUAAACAUUUAUCUUCCAAUCGAAAAAGUUCCACAACACACUUACAAAGUUACACAGAACUUUAUUUUAUACUUGUGCCUGGAGAAACUUGGGGUAUAUAAUUUGUACCCUAUUGAGAACAAAAGCGUCCGCAUAUUCCAUAAGACAACCUGAAUAUUUUCUGUAAAUUCAACCAUCCUGUACUUCGAUAAUGUCCGCGGCUAUUUUACAGCAGAAAAACGGAAACAAUUCAAUUUAUUUUGAGUGCGGCGAUAUUUUCAAACCG
This is a messenger RNA of Rhagoletis pomonella (apple maggot), 378 nucleotides long. Its product is annotated as protein TIS11-like. NCBI's taxonomy places the organism in Eukaryota, Metazoa, Arthropoda, Insecta, Diptera, Tephritidae. The record is from RefSeq and is a predicted model, not a curated record.